AUGAAGAUCGAGGAGGUAAAAAGCACCACAAAGACCCAGCGCAUCGCCUCUCACAGCCAUGUCAAGGGACUAGGACUGGACGAGGCCGGCUAUGCUAAACAGAGCUCAUGUGGUCUGGUCGGUCAGGAGGCUGCCAGAGAGGCUUGUGGAAUCAUCGUUGAGCUCAUCCGCUCUAAGAAGAUGGCAGGAAGAGCUGUGUUGUUAGCAGGGCCACCUGGUACAGGAAAGACUGCCCUCGCCUUGGCUAUUGCACAGGAGCUGGGAAACAAAGUGCCUUUCUGCCCCAUGGUUGGCAGUGAGGUCUACUCAUCUGAAAUUAAAAAAACAGAAGUCUUGAUGGAAAACUUCAGGAGGGCGAUUGGGCUACGUAUCAAAGAGACCAAAGAGGUGUAUGAAGGGGAGGUGACGGAGUUGACCCCGUGUGAGACUGAGAAUCCCAUGGGCGGCUACGGAAAAACCAUCAGCCACGUCAUCAUCGGCCUCAAGACGGCGAAAGGCACGAAGCAGCUCAAGCUGGAUCCCAGUAUUUACGAAAGUCUUCAGAAAGAGCGCGUGGAAGUGGGAGACGUCAUUUACAUUGAAGCCAACAGUGGAGCCGUCAAGAGACAAGGUCGUUGUGACACAUUUGCAACAGAGUUUGAUCUGGAGGCAGAAGAGUACGUGCCCCUGCCCAAGGGUGACGUCCACAAGAAGAAGGAGAUCGUCCAAGACGUCACACUACACGACCUGGAUAUUGCAAAUGCGAGGCCACAGGGAGGACAGGACAUUCUCUCCAUGAUGGGACAACUGAUGAAGCCAAAAAAGACAGAAAUCACAGAUAAACUACGUGCUGAGAUCAACAAGGUGGUGAAUCGCUACAUCGACCAGGGCGUAGCUGAGCUGGUUCCCGGUGUGCUGUUUGUGGAUGAAGUGCACAUGUUGGACAUCGAAUGCUUCACCUACCUCCACCGAGCGCUCGAGAGCUCCAUCGCACCCAUCGUUGUGUUUGCAUCAAACAGAGGCAACUGUUUAAUCAAAGGGACAGAGGACAUCAGCUCUCCACAUGGGAUUCCCCGGGACUUACUGGACAGAGUCAUGAUCAUCCGCACGGUGCUGUACACACCACAGGAGAUGAAGCAGAUCAUCAAGAUCCGAGCUCAGACCGAGGGCAUCACUAUCAGUGAGGAAGCUCUCGCCCACCUGGCAGAGAUCGGCUCAAAGACCACCCUCAGAUAUUCUCUGCAGCUGCUGACGCCGGCUCAUCUGCUGGGCCGAGUUCAGGGUAAAGAGAACGUGGAGAGAGAGCAGGUGGAGGAGAUCAACGAGCUCUUCUACGACGCCAAGUCCUCGGCCAAAAUCCUCCAAGACCAACAUCACAAGUACAUGAAGUAAAACUGGAGUCAUAUCCUUUCAUAAGACGGAACUGGUGAUACCUUCGCUUCAAACUUCCAUGGUUUCACUUUUGUCACCAACCACCGUUUCUGUGCUGUAUUUACUGUAGUAGUUUUGUUCUAAUAAAAUUUAAGUUUUAUUGUUUAUAAAUGGAAAUGAUGUGUCGGUGGUUUGGAUGUCACCGUCAUCACACUGAGCAGAUUCACCAGGAACAGUGACUUCAACAAAGUAUGUGGAAAUAAAUCAUGAAAUGAUUUUCAUUGGAAGGAAUGUAAAGGAAAAAAAACAAGGUCCGUUUCUAUUGUGCCUUGUUUUUAGAGGGAUUAGGAAAAUGAAAGAUGAACAGAUGAGUUUUAACAUCUGGACAUCGUCGGCGCCACAGUUUACUAACCGACCACAUUGUAAAAAGCAGCAACAAGAAGCAGGUUCAUUGAAAUGGUCUUUAAUUUUCUAACUUUUUUAAAAUAAAUAUGGGGUAAAAUAA
Messenger RNA from Cynoglossus semilaevis (tongue sole), 1855 nucleotides. RefSeq names its product RuvB-like AAA ATPase 1 (gene ruvbl1). The coding region runs from base 1 to 1371 and encodes 456 amino acids. The record is from RefSeq and is a predicted model, not a curated record. The transcript has 11 exons. Gene Ontology annotation, molecular function: ATP hydrolysis activity; ATP-dependent activity, acting on DNA; ATP binding. NCBI's taxonomy places the organism in Eukaryota, Metazoa, Chordata, Actinopteri, Pleuronectiformes, Cynoglossidae.